AUGCGCGAUCAACAGUGCAUAUAUGGACAUCUCAUUACUCAGGAAAAUGUUGACAUCUUUCGUCAACAAGACGUAUUCCAAGCCAAAAUCGAUAUAAUUGAUGGGUCGUUUUGCAAAGAUCCGUCGUCGGUGGCGGCAACUGCCUACUGCUGGCAAGGACCGUUCAUAGGCCGCACCAAGACUGUUGUCGAUGAUGACAAACAACUUGUGACAUGUCUCAUUUACAUAUACGUCUCCAAAGGAAUAGUCGCCGACGUGAGGUUGCCGAGUGCGAUCACAGAGAAAAUAGAAAAGUCCCUGGGUAUCCAGGACAGCAAGCCGAGGUGGUACCUAGUCCAUAAGAAAACUCCUGCCCAGAGGAUGGCGGAUCUGCUCGCCCAAUAUGAGGUUAGGAUUCUCAUUCUGUGUGCUAGCUCAUCCACUAAUGAUGUGUCGAAGACACGAUACGCGAGUAUAGCUGGAAUCCUAUGA
Coniophora puteana RWD-64-598 SS2 is the source of this 471-nucleotide messenger RNA. RefSeq lists its product as uncharacterized. NCBI's taxonomy places the organism in Eukaryota, Fungi, Basidiomycota, Agaricomycetes, Boletales, Coniophoraceae. The transcript is spliced from 2 exons. The record is from RefSeq and is a predicted model, not a curated record. The coding region runs from base 1 to 471 and encodes 156 amino acids.